UCUCAAUGGCCUAUCUACCCGUGUCCUCCGUGUGUACGAGGACCUGGGUGAAUACCUAUGAUUGUGUAUCCAGUAUCCGAAUCCCUCCAUACGAAGGGCGUCCAAUCAAGGCUGGGACGUCAUUACAUGCCUUGCGCUCUUUCAAUACCACCUAAGGCGCUUCGGAAGUAACCUUGGUUUCCUCUGGUACAAUGCGAAGUUCGUCCUUCUCCAACGCUGAAGGGCUGCUAGAGAGAGAUGCGCGAGUCGAUAUCUCCUUGAUCAAGUGAAAGUAACAGAGCAGUCUAACUAAAGCGCGACGAUGGACACGUUUGUCUUGACACCACGGCUGAAAUUGAUUCUGGUGACAACGGCCGAACGAGGAAGUUUGGAGUUCGAGUGGUUGCAUCAGCUGCACAGCAACGAAAAGGCGACGUGGUGGAGCAUCUAUGGCAGGGCGAAGUCGAUUGAGGACACGGAGAAAGUCUCUAUGCGCUAUCUACCUACGAAAGAAGCAGAAGCAGGGCAACCAAAGACGUACCGGGCUGUCUAUACUGUGCACAGGAUGCUUGACCCGUUGGCCUCCUCUGGUGAGACCGAACCGCAAGCCGCAAGGGGCGAUGGGAUUUCAUCAGAAUUCAUUGGCCUCAUAACUCUGAAGUCGUUGGAUCCCGAUGGUCUUGUGUUGCCAGAGGAGCUCACCCUACCGGCCGCGGCUGCGUCCACGACACUGACCGUCGAACUGGCGUACAUGUUUUUACCGACAGCAUGGGGCCAAGGAUACGCAACCGAGUCACUGGGGGCAGUGUUUGAGUCCUGCAAGAGGGCGCGAUCAUUCUGGACACCUUUCUCGAAACUUUAUGUUAGGGCAAUCGUGAAUGAGGACAAUCCAGCCAGCAUGCGAGUGAUGGACAAGACUCGGAUGACGAAACGUGGCGUUCACACUCUGACCGGGAGAACUGUUUUCCUUGCUGGCGAAUGGCGAGAUCGGCAUAGUCUCCAUAUUUUUGGGAUGCAUCUCAUAGAGUGACUGCUGGAGAGUUGAGGAUUUGGACGAGUCAGCGGUGAUGUCGCUCGACACGAGACGGUACCGAGUACAGCUCCCUAAAUUGAGUUGUAUUUGUGCUGGAUGAUGUCUUGUCUCUAGAGCAGAGUGGCAGGGUUCUACUCGUGAAAAAUGUGGACUUAGAUACAACCUACUCCAAACAUAUUGGGUAGCAAGCGAGCAGAUAAUUAGCAA
Cladophialophora immunda is the source of this 1219-nucleotide messenger RNA. RefSeq lists its product as uncharacterized. NCBI's taxonomy places the organism in Eukaryota, Fungi, Ascomycota, Eurotiomycetes, Chaetothyriales, Herpotrichiellaceae. Bases 302 to 1009 code for a protein of 235 amino acids. Gene Ontology annotation, molecular function: acyltransferase activity, transferring groups other than amino-acyl groups. The transcript is spliced from 2 exons. The record is from RefSeq and is a predicted model, not a curated record.